GUAGCUAUAGUGGAAUCAGAGAAUGGUAGAUCCAUUUAGCGUGUUAUCUAGCGCUAAAUGGUACUAGCUAGUUUCAAAACGGUCAACGAUGACAUGACUUAAUUUGACAGUUUCUAUGCUUAAUAGAAAAUGCGUCGAUAUUUUCGUCUUUUGUUUGUUUGUGUUAUUUCAGUAUUCUUUUCGGUUCUCUACGUAUUUAGCCAACUUGCCUCCUCUCUUGAGACCACAAAUGGAUGGACCGAGGCGAGAGCGGAUCGACCGCCCUUAGCACAGGGCGAUCCCUCGCGUUUGACCAGGAAAGCUCCAGGAGAAGAAGGCCUUACGGACGGUGACCUGAAUGACAGGUGUAAUUCAUUGUCUGUCUCACACUGGAAUCCCUAUUGGAGACUACCCCCCGAUGUUUGUGGAAAGAACUGCUUUAUGGAGUCGGCUUGUAGGUAUAUUGUGGAUAAGACAUUAGCCACAGCCUAUGAGGUAUACAGAGUUGAGCCAGUCAGGUUGGCAGUGGUGGCAUGUGGCCCAAGGCUGGAGGAGACUCUUACCAUGCUGAAGUCUGCGGUUCUUUUUAGCCAGAGAGCUCUACACUUUCACAUCUUCGCUGAAGAUGAGCUCCAUGCCGGCUUCAAAUUUUCUCUGGAGUUGUGGCCGGUGAGGUUCCGUUCCAAAUUCAACUACACCAUCUACCCCAUCACCUUCCCCCAUGUCAAUGCCAAGGAUUGGAAGAGACUGUUUAAGCCUUGUGCUUCUCAGAGACUCUUCCUACCUUUAAUCCUGGGUGAGGUGGAUUCUUUGCUCUAUGUUGACACAGACAUCCUGUUCCUGCAGCCAGUAGAAGAAAUCUGGAACUUUCUCUCCCAGUUCAACAGCAGUCACAUGGCUGCCAUGGCACCAGAACACGAGGAGCCACGAAUUGGCUGGUAUAAUCGUUUUGCUCGGCACCCAUACUAUGGCAAGACUGGAGUCAACUCUGGAGUAAUGCUUAUGAAUAUGACCCGCAUUAGAGCCAAUCACUUCAAGAAUGACAUGACAUCAGUUCAUCUGCAAUGGGAGGACUUGCUUAUGCCUCUACUGCAAAAAUACAAACUCAAUAUCACAUGGGGGGACCAAGACCUCCUCAACAUCAUAUUCCACCAUAACCCAGAGAGCCUGUUUGUUUUCCCAUGCCAAUGGAACUACCGUCCAGACCACUGUAUCUACGGAAGCAACUGUGCUGCUGCUGAACAUUAUGGUGUUUAUAUUCUCCAUGGCAACAGAGGUGUUUACCAUGAUGACAAGCAACCUGCAUUCCGAGCCAUAUAUGAAGCCAUACAGAAAUACCCGUUUGGGGGAGACCCAGUCAGUUUGCUCCUUCAGCCCCUGGAGGAGACGUUAAAGAACACAAUGCAUACGUACUGUGGAAGAUCCAGCCACCUUUUAACCAAGAAACUACAGGAAAGCGUCAGGAACAUGGAGAAAGACAAUCACAGGGCAAGAUGAUCCCAUUCACAUUGAACCCUUACAACACUGAAAAGGAGCGUUGAGCCUUAAGAAUAGAAUCCUUUUUUUUUUUUUUUUUUUUUUUUUUAAGUAUAUUGGUGAAAACCUUUCCUGUCAGCUGGUCCUGAUAUGAAUGAAAGCAUGUUGAAAUAGGCACUGAAAUCACUUUGAUGUGCUAUCAAGAAGGUCCAAGUUGAUAGAAUCUGACAAUCAGUCAUUUUUGUUCUAGAAGAAUGUUUGAGAAUGCUCUCUAGCAGUUCCUGGGGAGUUCUUUUAUUUUCCCACUGUGUUUCUACAUAACCAGUUUAUUAAGCCUCUAGCUGAAACAAGAGUUCGAGCUGAGCAGGACCUCCAGGAUAGACUUUGAGAACGUCUGUUACAGCAAGAUUUGUGAGUAAUGACAGUAACUGGAAUAUAGGGUAAGGUUUCACCACUUUUAAAAUGAGCCUUCUUUAUACCCUGGCAUAGUUAAAGGAGAUACCUUAGACUUGAGCUCUGAGACCAAUUUUGCUAAAUAAUUUUUUUUUUGAUGAGGGUUGCUGGUAUGUUUAUCAGAGAAACUUUUUUUAUGAGUAAAUGGAUCAUAAUAUACAUUUUAUGUUUUUAUUGUCAGUUAUUGCUUAUAACCAACACAUUUAACAGGUACGAAGAAUAACAUAGCUCCAUCAUACAAGCCUACUAGUAACAUUUACAGACAUAGGUGAAGUCACAAUCUUUAAGUGUUGAUGACUCACUGAAUUGUUUGAAAAUGACUUGAAUCUGCCAUGGUGUUAAUUUCAGGUAAUGAAAGCAGUUUGCAGUUUUUCAGUGUUAUUAAUAUUCCAAUAAAUACCAUGACCAUGUCAGUAGACACUUGGAUUAUAAUUUUUUUAUAAUACAUUAAAACGAGACAUGUGAUGGUGUUCCAGAUAAUAAGAUUUUUUUCUUAUAUUGAUUAUUAGCAUGCGCUUUGUUUGUAGAUCAGAAAUCAAGCUACAAUUGCAAAGUCAGAGAAACAGGUUUUAUGUACGAUCUAAAUGUUGACAGGGUCUCUUUAUUUUUCAGUAAUUAUCCUAAUAUAGAGAGUCCAGCUGAGACAAAAGGCACUUUGCUUGAGGCCUUGUUCAUAAUUUAACUAAAUAGAUGUAAAUCAUAAGAAAAAUAAAGAAAAUGAUACAAAUGAGGGGUACUCCUCUGUGAGCUCUAACUUUGCUGGUUUUAAAAUUCUAAUUUUGACUUUUAAAAUGUCCGUAGUAUGUUGGCAGUGUGCUAGAUGUGCAGAACACCUUCAGUGUUUUCAUUACAUUAAAUCUAGUUUAAUGAACAACUGCUAAUUUUACAACGUAUAUUAUACCAGUAUGCCCAAUACACAACGGGAGAUUAAAUGAAAGUCUUUACUCAUAAAGCAAAUACCAAAUAUAAGUUAUGCAGUAUGCAUUCUCAUCACAUUGCAGAAUCAUUUGAUCUUAAUUUAAGCCACAAUUUAUUUAAAAACAUUUAUUUUAUUGUGAGGUGAUUUAAUUUCAAAAUGUUGAUCUCAAGCACCUUCCCCCAUCAGUGCCAACUAUACCUCAGCAUCUUCUGUUGAAUGUAAAUGUAUGAUGCAGUAUAUUUUUCUAAUAAACAUUGCAAUGCCAAAUAAA
Messenger RNA from Electrophorus electricus (electric eel), 3098 nucleotides. It is a transcript of the gene gxylt1a, whose product is annotated as glucoside xylosyltransferase 1a. Gene Ontology annotation, molecular function: UDP-xylosyltransferase activity. The record is from RefSeq and is a predicted model, not a curated record. Gene Ontology annotation, biological process: protein O-linked glycosylation via N-acetylgalactosamine. NCBI's taxonomy places the organism in Eukaryota, Metazoa, Chordata, Actinopteri, Gymnotiformes, Gymnotidae.